Chara braunii is the source of this 3504-nucleotide messenger RNA. Lineage: Eukaryota; Viridiplantae; Streptophyta; Charophyceae; Charales; Characeae. The record is from the annotation of a GenBank genome assembly.
GCGACAGAGAUAUACAUAAAGAGAGAUAGAGAUAGAGAUAGAUAGAUAGAUAGAUAGAUAGAUAGAUAGAUAGAUAGAGAGAGAGAGAGAGAGAGAGAGAGAGAGAGAGAGAGAGAGAGAGAGAGAGAGUGAGAGGUGGUUGUGUGAUGUCCCGACCAGGAUCACGAGGGAGGUUCACCAGCCUCCCGGACGGGGAGGUGCCUUUCCAGGAGGCCGAUGAGAGUCGACAGCGCUGGCUGCAAGGGAAGCAUGCGGUAUGGGAAUGGGUGCGCCAAGGGCAGGAGGUGGGAGUGCAAGGAAAGGGGCAAUACAAGUUGCGCUGCACGUUGUGCAACCACAUACGGGUUGGGGCCCAGACGAAGGCAGAGGACCACUUCACCCGCCCGGCUGCGCACUGCAGAUUUCGUACAGGAGAGAUUUUGUACAAGUUAAUGAGAGACGGGGUCUCCAUCACGGACCCUGUGGGGAGGGCUAUGGCAGAGAGGCACAUGGAUGUCCGCGAGGAGGAGUUGGAGAUGGAGGACCUGCGGAGGGCCGAUGACGCGGCCACCCCUGCUGCACGCAUGGCAGAUGACCGGGCUGCUGACCACGGAGACGAGUCGGGAGGCCGAGGGGCGGAUCCCCCCAUGACGGAUGAGGGACGCGUUGGUGGUGUGCGCGCAGAGGACGAGCUCACUGCGCUGAGAGAGAGGAUACGAGUCCUCGAGGUGGGGCGACAGCCGACCCGCUCGGAUGGCACUUUACAACAGUGUUCGGGGCGGGUAGUGGACAUGGCGUGGCUCAGGACGAAGGGCACAUCUGGCCCAUCGGGCGUCGUCGUUCCCCAUGAUCGUCGAAUGCUGCAGACGAGGUUGGAUAGUUGGGCCAGUGGGGGUUUGCGGCAGCAGUACGAGAGGUUGUGGGCGAGAGCGUUAUUCAGGGCUGGGGUACCUUUCUCGUUCAUGCGCCUCGAGACCACGCAGGAGCUGCAUGACUUUAUGGUGUCAUUGAUGCGGGUGACGAUUGGGCCAACUUUGGUCCUACCCUCAUACACAGACGUGCGCACACGGCUCCUAGAUGAGAUCUACCACGAGAUUGCGGAAAGAGUUGCGCCGAAGAAGGCAAAAUGGAAGCUCACAGGGUGUACCAUGAUGACAGACGGGGCUACAACGAGGUCGUACAAGCUCGUCGUCAACUUCAUUGCAGCAGGCAAGGACGGGCCAAUCUUGCUCACCACCGUCGACAUGUCGGAGAGGGACAAGACUGGUGUGGCACUCGCGGAUUUGUGGGAAGACGUCAUCCGAGAUAUUGGCGUUGACGUUGUCAAUGCGUAUUGCACUGACAAUGCUUACGCCAAUAAGGCCAAAAUGGUGGACGGACGACAAGGUGAAGGCGGACGCGGGGAGGAUGCACCCCGCGUAUUGGUGGUAUCUGCAUGGUGUGGCGACUUCCCGCGUUUGCGGGAAGUUGCCAUCAAGGUGCUCGCUAUGUGGUCCACUGCCUCUCCUUGCGAGAGGAAUUGGGCCUCGCACGACUUCAUUCACUCGAAGAGGCGCAAUAAACUCUCAAGUGACAGUCUGCGGAAGAAGCUCGUGUUCAUCCAUUGGAACAUGCAGCUUCUGCGAGCUCAGUCGGGUCCCCGGAGGGGUUUCGUGGAUGUUUGGGAGGAUAUGGUGGAGGAUCCGCCGGAGCCGCAGGUCUGCGCUGCCUCUGAGGAGGUGUAUGACGACAGCAUGACGAUCCCUGAGGAGGUGGAGGCAGAGAUUCGUAGUCGGCGCAAGGAGGGGGGGGAUCGUGCUAGUGCACGACUGUUGCAGGGGCGGGACUACGAGGAUGAGGACGAGGAGGACGUCAUUUACGAGGCGAAUGACGUCUGGGAGGGGAAGGACAUGAUCGAGGAGAUUGCGGCAGCAGAGAAGGGGAAAGACGUAGUGCGAGCGGAGCAUUGUGAUGCCCCUUUCCCGGGUCGUGUAGCACAACAGCCAUGUCCCGCCGUUGAGGAGCAGGGGAGCGCUCCUGUUCCUGAGGAGCAGGGGAGCGCUCCUGUUACCGAGGAGCGUGUGACACAUGCCACUGUUUUAGAGGAGCUGCAUCCCGUUGUCGAGGAUCAGGUGACAGGUCCCACUGCGGAGGAGUUGGAGACCGCUACCGUCAUCUCUGGGCAGCAGACUAGGUUGGACGGCAGGGCGCGAGAGACAGAGGGUGUUCCCACAUCGUUGUCGUCCCCAACGCGACAUAACCUAUCUGCGUGUACGGGCACGGAUGAUACCACCCUUGCACCCUUCCAUUCAGAGGUGCCCCUUACUAUCGGGGAGGCUGUGGCAGGACAUCACACUGGGCACCCGUGUGUGAUGGAGACAGCCACACACACCGGUAUUGUGCAGCAGGAGGGAGCUGUUACGGAUGAGGGGGGCCACGAGACAGACAUAGAGCCCCCUUCCAUGGCCGAGGAGGUUGCUCCCACAUCGGAAGAGGCCCCUCGUACAUUAGAGAGCACGGAGCUGCACACAGCGACGACGACGACGACGCUUGGAGGGAGUCCUGGAGUUGGGAUGACUUCCGCUGCACUUCGGCCUGUGUCAUUCUAUACCGCUCCUCCGCUGCCUGUCUUGCAUGGCCGUACUGUGGUUCGUGGACCCGGCUUGACUCUUCCCCCUUGUACAUCGUCUCCUACUGCCACGACGCCUGUUGGACAGUUGUCGUCAUCCAUGAGCAUAGCAGCACAGCAUUCGCAGGGCAGUCGAGGUGUUCCAUCGGUGUCCCCAGUGGCUCGCAGUCAUUCGGAUCCUGUGUGCAGUGGACCGGUCGUUUCAGUUGCGGUUCCUCCACUCCCUACUCGAGUGUCGUCUGCCAUUGUUGACAACACUUCGACGAGAGGGAGGAAGAGGAAGGCCCCUGACACACGUGGGCGAGAGCAGCCACAGAGACCUGCAGUGCAGGGUAGACCACGCGGGCGCCCCCCAGGGGGUCGAUCGGGGAGGGGUAGAGGGAGACAGGGCGUCGCAGGAGCAACAGAGAGGCUGUUGGGGUCGCUCGGUGCUAUAGGGGGCGGGUCACCAGCGCCCAUAUCCAUGCAUGGAGUGAGGACUCGUUCUCGUGGUGCUGCGGACAAGACGAGGCGCGUCGAGGUUCAAGAGGACGACGACGAUGAUGAGCAGGGCAGUGGUGACGGGUCGGAGAGCGAGUACGAGGCUCCGUCACACUCCUCAGAUGAUGACGACGACGCAGAUACUGGAGGGGACGAUGUUGACGCCCAGUAGGCUGACGAGGUCACGAUGGUCGAGGACUACUGCUGCUGAGAGAGAGAGAGAGAGAGAGAGAGAGAGAGAGAGAGAGAGAGAGAGAGAGAGGCAUGUGUGUGUAUGUGUGUGUGUGCGUGGACACGUUUGUGUGAGAGAGAGAGGUAGGUGUGUAUGUGAGAGAUAGAGAUCACAAAUCAAUCAUCCAUGUGUAAGUGUGGUUGUGGAUGUCUCCACUCGUGAACAACCGUGGACAAUGAUCUACCAAUGAAUCAAGCAAGCAAUU